AUGGCUGGUCGACAGGCUUCAUUUUUUAUCGAGCUGUUUUUCAUUUCUCAAAUGUUUCUUAACAUUGCCACUCAGCAGUGUGGAACUGGCGGUGACGUAUACUCGAUUUAUCAAAUGAUGCUUAAGGGCCACACCUAUAAGACUUUCAAGACUACACCAGGUACGCUGGAAUGCAGAGAGACCUGUCUCGUUGAUCACAGAUGUCAAAGCUUUAAUUUGGUCAUGUUCAUUGCAAUAUGUGAGUUAAACAACCAGACUAAAGAGACAAAACCAGAGGACUUUGUCAAGGACGAAAACAGAUAUUAUAUGGCAAAAGGUCCAAAACGAGGUAAUAUAGAAUAGUAGGGUGUAGUUAUGUUUAUGGAUUUUGCGCUACGAGCCACUAAUUUUUCCAACUUUUAACGAGCUAAAGUAAAAUUUCAAUUUCAGUUCCCCUGGGAUCAAUCUUUGAGCUGCCUGCUGAAUCAAGGAAGGAGAUCGAGGCGAGUACAGGAAGACAGGCAGUUAACGGUAAUUAUUGGCUGGAUUUUACAAGAUCUGGGAACUCUACUUUAGCUCGUUGCGACAUAAAGACAAAAUGCUAGUACAAGAAAUAUACCCUGAAUAUUUCUCUCUUAAUCUCUCAAUCAGCCUUCUUUCUAACUUGUUGCGGACUAUUGUGUCAAACAUCUAAGUCAAAACGGUGCAAAGUGCGUGAACCGUGGAAUCAACCACUCUUGCACAUGUAACUCAUCUAUGUAAACAGGGAAAUAUUGUGAAAAACGUUUUUCCUUUGUUGGAAUAUUUUCUUACCUCUGAGGGGAUCGGCCAUGAUUUCCUUGUCAUCACAAAGAAUAUCGCUAAUUAAGAAGUUUGGUUUUUAAGCGGUCAAAAAAAAAUCGUGGAAGGUUAUAUAUCACACAACGUUUCAAGCUCACAAAGCUCAACCUUGAGUUUGAAAAUUGCCUUAAUCCAGUAAAUGCAAAUAUCUUCGUCAUUUUAAACCGUUACGAACUGAAAUUUCCACACAAUGCAAAUACUGGUAAUGAAUUUUGUCCAUGGAAUGCGGUCACGUGGUUCGCGCGCAACAAGAGCGAAUUUCAUGGAACUAACUCCUACAAUUAGCUCCACUUGUUUCAAUUUUUGAGAUAUCGGCACAGGAAUGUCUUCAAUUUAUGAAGUUAGGAACGGAGUGAAUGUACCAUAAACCAAUUCGAGAUUAACCAUUGUGUUUGGUGGGUAAAUGAAUAGAAAGGACGUCAAAACGACGGGAAAGUAGCAUUGUAUAGAGUAGAAUUGGCCAUAGAUAAUUCCAAAGGCAAUUUUUUGAGAUAUCGCUACAACAGUGUCUUACAUUUGUGAAUUUAUGAAAUGGGUUGACAUACAAUUCACCAAGUGGUGACUACUGUACUUGCUUGGUAAAUGAAUCAAAAGGAUGACAAGACGAAAAGGAUAAGGCCCUUUUGCCUCACAACGUGGAGUUCGUAAACCAUGUUUUUCAACUAUUGCAGCUUGAUCCGCGCUAAAAAUCCAUACUAUUCAAAUCAUAUUGUUCUACAUUGGGAAGCAAAGAAAUAAAUGUAGAUAAAUAUAAGCCUUACUGCUGAUUCAUUUUACUAUUAUCUAGAAUGUGGGCCUGUUGGUGUGGCAGACAGAAAUGCAAUCUCAGAUGCCAGAAUGACAGCAAGCACAGUCUAUAAUAGAAAAUCUUAUCCGUACUUUGGCCGACUUCAUGAAAACAGGGGAUAUGGAGGAUGGUGUCCCAAGGCUAAAACUGACAGAACAGACUAUCUUCAGGUUGACGUGGGUACAAUGCUGUCUGUUUGUGCUGUGGCCACCCAAGGGGAAAAAGCUUUCAGGGAAUGGACUACCAGCUACAAACUACACCUAUCCUCAGACGGUGUAACUUGGAACGCUUACGAGGAGACCAGCACGACAAAGGUUUGAUCGGUAACUAUUAGUAAUGAUUAUAAGACCGCGAAGAGUCCAAUUCAGUGAGUUACAAAAGCAACUUACAAAAUUGCACCACUGCAAGCGAGAGUGUGAUUUGUUGCUAUUCACAAGUACGAUUACUGACCGAACGGUAGGACAAAAAGUCUUGUGACCAACCGCCAAACCAUAGUCAAGUUGAAGAAACAAAAGAGCUAUCAGAGAAUGCAUUCAUAAAUAACAGUUCACUUUAUUUUUAAAGGAAGAUGUACCCGAUAGUCUGCUGAUAACUAUCAUGAUUUUGAGAUCUUUGCCAAUAUGUUGAAUUAAGCCAAAUAAACCGCAAUUGCCAAUAGUAUGCUCUUUCUCUCAGUGAUAAACUGAGGAGUGGCGUUAAAAGAGUGAAAUGGCUAAGUGGUUUCAUUCCAGAGUUUUAAGCAGCUCUCAAGCUUGUAUGUCUUUGACUACAAAGCUUUGAGAAUUACCUUCAGUUUUUAUUGCGGCAAGAUUGAAGAGAAAGUUACAGUUCCAUGAUAGAUAUUAAUAAAGUUAGGUAGUCUUUCACACCCCAACCUUUCCAUAAAACAUGUCCCUUUAAACUUGCAUCAUGUGUUGCCGAACUACUCUAUUUUCUCGCUAUGAUGUUUGCAUUUUUCCUCUUCCAGGUUUUUCCUGGAAACUCAGACCAAUACAGCGUCGUAAAGCAUUUCCUCACCACUGACGUCAUGACCAGAUACGUUCGGUUCUAUCCCGUCACGUACCACAAAUUUCCAUGUUUGAGAGUUGAAAUAUUUGUACGAAAAUGA
Messenger RNA from Pocillopora meandrina, 2714 nucleotides. Lineage: Eukaryota; Metazoa; Cnidaria; Anthozoa; Scleractinia; Pocilloporidae. The record is from the annotation of a GenBank genome assembly.